This is a messenger RNA of Spirodela intermedia, 15387 nucleotides long. The record is from the annotation of a GenBank genome assembly. Lineage: Eukaryota; Viridiplantae; Streptophyta; Magnoliopsida; Alismatales; Araceae.
AUGGUUCUUCCGUCGCCUUCACUUCCCUUCGACUCGCUGAUCUCGCACUCCCUCUUCUGUGCCCUGACGUGUUUUCCCUCCGUUUACAGGAUUAUUUGAGAAUGAUCAACCCUUCUCAGCUGAUGGUCGAGCGAGGCUCGAAUCUGGUCGUCAUAAACCCAGGUGCCAGGACCUCAAUGCCCGCUUAAUCUUGGCACAAUGUCUUAUUGGGUUUGGUGUGCAGCUGGGUUUUUUUCUGGAGAGUCGCUAAGUUCGUCUGCGAGGUUUUUAUGCUUUCCGGCGUGAACUAUUUUGUUCGGCGAAUUUAGACGUGCGAAGGCGGGGAAACUAUUUUUCCUUCAUUUGAUUUUUUUUUGCGUUCCAUUCUUCCGUUGCCUUCGGGGGACAAGUUUCUUGUGACCCUGCCACGUACCAUUUUUUCACCUCAGUUUCCAUUGUCUGUGCCGAAGGUUCUGCAAAUGUUCGUAUAGGCUUGGCUGGGGAACAGACGCCUUUCAACGUUCCCCACUGUAUUGCGCGGCACCUGAAGGGAUCCCAGGCGUCUGACUUUACAAUGAUAGAUCAGGUAAAGUCAUCAUUUUCUAGCUUUCACUUUUACGACGGUGUAGUGCAUUAUUAAUGCCAUAUGUCAAUUAGUCGACCCUUUUCGUUUUUUCUUCAUCGUGUGGUACUGUCUGACAUUUGUUUUCAGCCUCUAAACCCCCAGACAACAUAUGCUCAAAAAUUUGAACGUGAGGAGGUUUACAAAAGUGUAAGAAAAAGCUGAAUUCUUUUUCAGGUUUUUUUUCCACUUCGUUUUAACUAUAUAAUAAUCUGUAGAUUGCGUCGUCAAUGAAUGUUCGUUUUAUUGAUGAAGACGCGGAGGACAGCCCUUUUCCACGCAAGGUACACUGAGCUGCUGACCUGGUAGAUGAUCAUUUGAGCUAUUCUGCUGGCAGCUGUCAGCAGUACUAUUUUUAGUAAGUUUGCUCCAUAUGGUUAAGGAAAACAGCAUUCGACUAAUGUUGAGCAGUACUAAUAUUUUCUCUUCAUAAUGAGGAAUAAGAAGCAAUUAAGAAAUGAAGAGAGAACGUUGAGUUUUUUGAUAUAUUUUUCUCUCUAGUCAUGUCGUACACCCUCGCUUAAAAAUGAUAAUUCCGUGAAAAUGUGAUAUGCCUAAUUAUUCUCAUCAUAACCCAAUGCAUUCUUUCUGUACCCCAAUGUUCUUCAUAAAACAAGUUGGACAGUGGAGGCGUGGAUAUUGAAGCCCAAUAGCUAGUAUCAUGUUCCCCAAUAGCUGGGGGAAACCCUUGACUUAGUAGUAGCUUAUACAAAAUGUCAAUUGGCAAACAAAGGGUGUGAUAGACACUCAGAAAUUCAUACCAGUCAGAAAAUAAAUAAUAUAUAUAUAUAUAUAUAUAUAUAUAUAUAUAUAUAUAUAUAUAUAUAUAUAUAUAUUUGAAUGUGAAUGUGGGGCCCAACCUGACAAAAUGGAAUAUAGCAAACUGAGUUAUUUAAAAGGAGGAAACUGACUCAUUUGAAACUUCUUGUGCAUAUCUUGGUCUCACCAGUUCUUGGCAAAUAUACCAUGGGAACAUUGUGAAGAUCAAAAAAAAGGUUGAGUUAUUUAAAUCAAAGAAAAUAAAAAAACAUGAAUCCUUCAAGACUGGGAUAAUUUGUUUUGAAUUGGCAAACAUUCCCUGAGCUCUGUUUUCUGACAGCUGAAUCGUUAUGUAGAAUUCAUUCAACUUUCUUGGGGCAUAAUACCAGACUUUGAUUAGAUGUUAACUAGUUAGAAUGUGCCAGCCUCUGCUUCAACUUUUAAUCAUUCAGCAUUUUAAGGUUAGAUGUGCAUUCUCUUUUUUGAUUAUCAAAUGAUUAUGGGGUAAUAUUCACUUUCAGAGAUAAAAAGAAAAUCUUUAUAAGUUAGAGGUGUUUGGAACUGUGAGGAAUAGUGAUAUUCGAAAUAGAUAUAAGAAAAACCCUUCCUGUGAAAAGCAAUCAUCGAUGUACUGUAAAUCUAUGACAUAUUCUUAGAUUAUGUGCUCAGCUGUACUGUCAAACGCUGUGUGUGUUUUACUACAUGCUUACAUGUAACUAAGUGUGCAGAUGGGACGUGUUGAUGGGUACAAUACUCAAAGCAACAAAGUGAAUGUUGGUUUCAAUUUAACUGAUGUGAUUGAAAAGAAACGCAGAUCAUCAUUCGCUGAAGGUACAUGCCAAGUUUAUCCUUCACAUUUUGGUCUGGUAACUGCUUAGUUGUUUUUGAUAUGCUUGUUAAAUUUUUUCCAUAUUCAUCUUCUCUAUUCAUUGCUUUGGGGCUUAUAAUUUUAUGUUCUUUUUCACUUUGUGUUUACAGAUUUUCUUUUUAUGUUUUAUAUAGUUCCCAAACUUUUAUUCCCAAAUUGAGUUUUAGUUUCCUCCACAUGUCAGGACCACUCUGUUGGUCCUCUAUUUAAAGUAAAUGGUUUCUUAUACACCUCUUGUUGCAUUCUUUGUAGAAAAAAGUUAUCUUAUUUUGUCUUUCUUCUAGCACUACGAAUGUAAUAGUUCAUAUCUAUUUAUGUCUAAUAAAUAUUUUUAAAUUUAUAAAAAUCCCCUAUUCCAUUAAAAUCUUCGUAUGAAUCUGUCCUUCGAAUUGUUUACGAUGAAGUCAGCACAAAAAAAAAAACUUCUCUAUAGAUGUUUACAAUAAACAUAUUGCUCAGAUAAAAUUACUUAUCUUGGUUUGAUCUGAUUCGAGUGCCAUCUUUUACCUCUGGAGCCAAUCGAUCUUUUUAUAUUUGACAUAUAAUGAAACGUAAAAGCCCACUGAUCAGAACUCGUUUGACUUUUCAAAUGAGCAAUGCGGUAGUUAGCCAGUUCCUUGAUUUUCAGAUUCUCACCUUAACUAAUGGGUGCCUUAGUCUGCUUUAGUCAGCGUAGUAAUGCUGUUAUUCUCUCGCAAUAUCUCAACAUCUAAUUAUUUCUUCAUAAAAGAAUAAGAUUUUCUCUGUAGAGGUGACACUAUGAUCUGCAUUUCAUUUUUCUGUCCUACAAUGUGCUGUUUCUAACUAUAUGUUUCCUAAAAUGCUGCAGAUAAUAGCGUUAAAGAGGGUGAAUCAUUGGAUCUUUCCACAAACGUUGAUGAUAUUGAGGCCCAGCCUGAUGAAGACAUCUAUAAGGAAUUUUUCUGUGGGGAGGAUGCUCUUAGAAUUUCCUCAAAUGAGCCAUAUCGUUUAUGUCGACCUAUUCGUCGAGGCCACUUCAAUGUUUCUCAGCAUUAUUCUUCCCAGCAGGUACUGUAUAUCUUAGGUCCCAGAUUUAAUGAAAAUCAUCAGAACAUCUUUGAUACGUUAAGAACACAUAUCUUCUCUUAUAGAUAUGUAGACACUCGAAAAUAUGAGGAUACCAAUUUUGGAGAAUCUCUUCAUACAUUCAAAUUGAUGCCUAUACUAGUCUGAAAUUUUAUUCACAAAUUGAUGAUUGUCUCCUUUCUAGGUUUCUGAGGAUCUUUUUACUAUUUGGAACUGGGUGUUGAGUGAAAAACUACAGAUUCCAACAGCUGAUAGAAAUCAAUAUUCCGUCAUCCUUGUUGUGCCCGAAACUUUUGAUAGCCGUGGUAUAAAUUCUUCUCGACCCAAAAAACCCUAAUGUCGGUUCUUUUCAUGAAUAUACUGUUCUUCGAUUCUUCAAAAUGCAUGUUCUGUCAUUCUGCGCUCGCAUGAGAGUCCUCUUUGAUUAUGUGCGAAUUACAGUGCCCACAUUUCUUUUGCAAGAUUUUUUGCAAAAAAAAAAUCGAAAAAAAAGAAAAAAGGGAAUGGCUGUCUUAUAAUGCCCCCCAGUGAAGCCAGAUGUCUGCUGCCUGAGCAAAGAAGCUCACAAACAAAGGGGAAUGAAAACCACAGCAUCCUCACGGAAGAAAAGGGACAUGAAUAGGUCCUACUAUCGUCAUCCUGAGAACGGGAAUGAGACUCCAUUGUUUGCUUGGCAGAGGGAGGUGUAAAAAUGGUUUGAAUGGAAUGUAAAGCUUUGGUUUGGCAGGGUGGGCAUUUCAUCCCUCCUCUGUCAUGGGAGAAGUGGAGAGACAGAACUCAAGAAAGCCUCCAAAUUCAAGAACUGUGGCCGGAUCAUUUAGGUCCUUGUCCAGGUCCUGAGACUUAUAUACAAGGAGGCUACUCAUCCCCUAAAGGUCCUUAACACGUAACAUACCAAUUGUAUGGGGAGAUUGUCUCACUCAUCCCAGCAGAUGAGAAUCUGCUCAAUAUCAUUCUUGAUUGUUUAUCCAUUUAAAUAAGCCCAAACGCAGACCCAUUUCAAUAAGUUCAAUGAAAGUAGGCCCAAACCUACUGGGCAAUUAGGAUCUAAACUUAAUGCAUCUAAACUCAAUGGUCUAUUUGGAACCAAAAUUUCUUGGCCAAUCACAGUUAGAAAAGUGAACUCAGAUCCAAAGGACUAUGAAGAAUUGGAUUUCCUUACUAUGUUCCAUGCACAUGGGUCUAAAGACCUUGUUUAGAAGUCUAGUCUUGUAGUAAUAACCAGACGCUAAUGAGUUUCAAAUGUGCUUCCAACAGUCAAUUUUAUCUGGAAAUUUCUGUGUGAAGCCAGGGUUUUUCUCCUUUCAUUUUUUGUGGACCAGGUGCCAAAUGUUAUUUAUUUCUGGCUUUCACUUAAUGAUCUCAUUGGAAGACAAAUUGAUGAUUGGCUAACUGCUUGACUGAAGCCGUCGCCAAUAACUUUUAUUUUUUAAACCACCUUGACGUGUGACUCUCAGGUAGAUUCCAGUUAAUCACUGUCAUGACUCUCUGGUCUAUUGUUGGUCGAAAUACUUGUCUAGACCUCUUAGAUUUUGACUGUUCGGUGAAGAAUAAAGAUUGGCGAAAAAAUGUUCAUGGUGGCUCUAACUGCGCGUUCCUUUCUUUUCUUUUCGUACAUAAUGAAUAAUUUUGUUCGUUUGGUACAUAAUGUGACACGAAAAAAGUUAUUCUACUUCUGUGCGCGCAAGUUUCAGUGGUUGUUUUUUCUACCAGAAAUUAGAGAAAUGCUUUCAGUUGUAUUGCGUGAUUUAAAGUUCAACUCAGCAGCUGUACAUCAGGUUUGUGGAAAACUCUUGGUACUUUUUAAAGCAUUUGACAUUCAUUGUAUAUUGUAAAGAAAUUGGAUGUGAAGGAAUAGAUUGACGAUCAUGUAAAUUCAUUUCUUGUUUAUUUAAACCGUUUCAUGCACUGCCCAAGUAUCCUAGCAUCAGAAUUAGCAUCAGGACUUUGUAUUGAAAUGUGCUUCUCUGAAAUCGCAUUGGAUCAAUCAGUGGUAGUGCCUGAACAAACCUGGACAAAAUGAUUACUGCAGACGAUUAUCUUUUCUGUCAGAUCUUCUUGUUGACAAGGAAAACUGGAGGUUGAGCCAGAUAAACUUUAAGAGCACAUCGAACCUAUGGCUACCUCUUGCCAUUUCUCUGGCCCAAGGAUAUGUGAUCAUAUUGUUUUGCUUUAUCUUCUCCUAAACAAAAUAACGAAAAUGAACCAAAGAAAACGGAGAUGAGAUGGUUAGACGAAGAAGACUCCUAUUAAAUUAAGUGCAGUCCUUCGUAGGAGGAGAAGAACUACUUAAGUGACUGUUGAAUCAAAUACUCUAUGUUAGUGAGGGAAGAGGCAUCCAUGGAUAACAAUGCGUUGACUUCUCCAUGAUUGAUCUUGUAGGUAAAUAUAUCUAUCCCCUUAACACACGAUUAGAGUUCUAGCUUCAAUGUUGACAUUUAUUUUGUAUUUUCAAUGUCCAUCCCCUUGAUUCUCUUUGUCUUGUCAAAAAACAUUUGACUCAUUGAUACUAGUUUAUCAUUAUGCUUAUCUAAUGAUAGUAUGAUACCACACUGGCUUUUAAAAAAACCUUAGACUUGUAUCCUCUUCGUCCAGAAUAUUUACAUACCCUAUAUAUGGGUUGGCGAAAUCAUUUUGGCCUAUUGUUGAAUUAUCAGUUCGCCCCAUCAUUAGGUCUUCUUCUAGCUUUCUAUUAAAAAGACAAAUCCUGUUCCUCUCGCACCAGCUUUCAUAGAAUAUGGGUGCUAUGUUCAACUCUCUAGUUUUCUUGACUACCUUCAAAGAAAACUUUUUUUUUCCUUCUCUAAGUGAGAGUUUUCUGAACUAAGGUCAAGAGAGAAUCCUGAUCGUCUCUUGAAGUUUUUAUAGAUAACGGAAAAAUAGCCCGGAAUCGGCCAUUCUGACUUUGAUUUGCCAGUUUCAUGCCUGUCUGACAGGUUUAGGUGUUAAUUUUUAUAAUGAAUGUUAAUAUGGGUGCGUGCUUUUACAGUUAAAAAUAAACUCAGCUUUUAAAUACCAUUUUUUUAAUUUUUUUUUAUUCAAUCAGCUGCUUCCUUCAGAUUGCUUUCUUUCAAAAUGCUGAUUCAAAGCCGCUUGAGGUAGCACACAUCUAUUCUGGGUUUCCAUCCCUAUUGUUCUUCAUCCUUGUUGUCUAACAACAUCUACAACCUCUACCUCUAUUUCUUGGACAGAGGCCAUGCGCCUUUGAGAAUUCUUUAUAACAGUGUUUGAUGAGGAAGCCACUUGAGUCUUAUUCGACAUUCCCUCAUCAAUUCAUGAAAAUUCGUUGCAGAAUAAUAUGACAUGCUGGGCAACCAUUACUGGAAGCUUGCUCUCCUUGCGAAGUCAUUCCUAUUCCUCCAUCCUGGACGCAGUUUAUCUCACAAGGCCAUCUACAGAUAGAUUGAAAAGUUGGAAAAUACAAUUAGAUAUUCCUGAUUCUGAAACUGAUUAUAACUCUUAGCUAACUCAGAUCCCACUCGCAUGUGGUUAUACCCCGCUUUCAGUUGUCAUGUGUAUGUGCUAUAUCCAUUAUAAUUUCAUUUGCAGUACACUACUGGAACCAGUGCUGGUUCAGAAAUACACAAGAUAAUAAAUAUUCCUCAUUAGGUUAACCAUUAUAACUCUUUGUUAUAGUACCGGUUCAUCAAUUAGUCUUUAAUAUCAAGCACUCAACAAUUGAUUGUAGAAAACUAAUCUUCAAUGAAGAGAACAGAACGAAAACUCUUAUAUCAGGGGCAAUAAACAAGUUAGCGUUUGAUCCCUUAAAGUCACGAAAGAUGCUAUAAAGCAAAUAUGCAAUGUAAGAACAGUAAAAGGACAACUCUUCCAUCUGGAGUAAUAAAAAAAUUAGAACAAAAGACGAGCAUCUGAUCUCAAACAAAAACAGAGAUGCCUCAAAGGUAGUGUGCAAGAAAAAAAUAAUAGAACAGGAGGAACUCUUCUGUCAAGAGUAUAAAGAACAAAUGAUAGGGCACAUGAAAUCGAAAGGAAAACUCUAACUGGAGCGUUUGCAUUUAGAAGCACUAUCAUAAGCUCUAAAGCUGCGGAGUGUCUUGAGAUAUUAUAGGGUUAUCCUAAUGCCUUCAGAUCAUCAUAGAAAUCUUUCUACAAGACUUAAAUUUCAAGAUUCCUUCCCCUGCUUUUCUCAUGAAGAGCUCCUAUCGUUCAGCACUCAAAGAAUCAUCCUCACCCUAAGAAUCCUAUGGCCUAUUGAGGCGAGCCAAUCCUUUCCUGGGUUAACUGAAAAAAACAAAAAAAAUUCAGUCUCCAGCCUAACACAGUAUACAUCAACCUUAGAUCAAUGUACCUCAAUUUUAAGGUUUCAUUUGUCUCGAAAUCCACAUUAUGCGUGCUUUAUGAUUCAAAAUAGCUGGCGGUUUUAAUCAUCAAAAUAAUUCAGUGGUUCAAUUUGUUUAAUUAAUUUUUUUACAAAUUAUUCUUAUUUCCCCACAAGAGAUCUUCCUGUUUGGGUAAUGCUCAGAUGUCAGAAAUAAGGAUUUUAUUUUCUUUCAUUUAGUUUAAUUCAGGUUGACAUAAAAUUUUCCAUUUUCCCCUCUAAAGUUCAUGCUCUUCUAAGUCAAUAAUGACGCUGCUUGCUUCACACAUGCUUCAGGAAGGUUUUGCUGCUACAUGUGGAAACGGAUUGGCUACUGCAUGUGUUGUGAAUUUGGGUGCUCAAGUAACAUCAGUUAUCUGUGUUGAGGUAAGUUUAUUCAAAACGUGAAAAAUUAAAGGCUCAUGAUCCUUUGGAUUCAUCUGCACUUGGAAACUUAGGUUAGAGGAAGUCCCAAAUUGUGAAGAAAAUUGCAUGCUAUACCCCCGAGUACAUAUCUCGAACAAAUUUCUAUUUCAAGGCUAUUGUGCAAUGUGUUUGCACUUCUGUAAUUAUGGAACGUUACCUCUUAACCAAGAUAUUAAUGUUGUAUAAUUUUUGUUGACACUGGAUAUCUGUGUGUAAUAUCUAGUUACCAAGUUCUGUUUUUUUUUGGUUUUUUCAAGUUUCUGUAUUAUAUGAUUCACAUUAUGAGGUCAGAGAGGGGUCCCUCUGACUUAUAUGAUUCAUGGCCAAACUAAGUUUUUUGCUAUCUCAUGCAUAUGGAUCAACAUAAUAAAUUCAGUGUCAACAAUGUGAUGUGAACUAUUCCUUACAGGGUUGACUAUGACAAUUGACUCAGAGACAUGGGAGUGAAACCAAGGCUUGUGCCUAAUGAACCACAAUAGUUCUUUGUUUUUAUUGUCUUGUGAUCUUUAAACUUAAGUUAUUUGCGUUGUCUAUUGUAACGUGAAUAAGCUUGACUUAGCCUAAAUAUUCAAAUCCCAAUCCUCUUCUUAGCUUUCAUCUUGUUCAUGUUGUUUAUGGUAUAUAUGUGGGAUGCUUUUAUGAUAAUUAUGAUAGCCUUUCUCAUUUUGUUGCUGCUGUGUUUAACUGUUUUCUCUUGAUGCUCUGUGAUUUACAUAAUAUCAGUACUUAUUGAUCUACUUCUGUCUCGUUAGUAUUUAUAUCUUCGAAAUAUUUGAUGGUCUUAGACGAGGUUGUGAAAAUAAGGCUAUGACUCAGUUGUUUUUGGCUCUACCUCUAGGAUGGCGUCGCUAUGCCUUCUACAAGUGUAAUCGUGCCUUAUGGUGGAGAGGUAGAAACUUACAUUUCAUUGUUAUGCAGCACCAACUUAAUUUUUAAAAAAUUGAGUGCAAAUCAGCUCUUUUUUUUCUUUCUUUAGUUUUUCCACAUUAGUUUGAGUGCAAAAAUUUAGUGCAAGUCCUUCAUAUUCACAUUAAUUUUUCUGCGUCGACUUGAUUAUAUAUUGAAGUAAGAAUUCCCUACUAUCCAUUUGUUUCCAUUUUGUUCUCUGGAGCUCUGUCAUCUGUAGUGACCUAAAAGUGAUUUAGUGAUUAAAACAGAAGGUCAGCAUACAACUUGAAAUUGGACUCUAACCUGGUUGCAUAACAGAUGCUAUAGAAAAGAAACCUGUAUUCAAAUCCCGAUUUCAUGAUGAUUGGUGGGUCAACCUCAAAGAUAGAAUGUGCUGCAAGUCUUAGGGGCAAUCAACAUAAGCUAGACACUCAUCACCCCAUCUGAGAAGAUAACUGCACAUACACUCGUUUGUUCAAGAAGAUACUGCCAUCAUGGCAGGGCUGAGAAGAGUAGAUUCUUGUGUAGACAGUCAUCGGUCUUGACUUACAUAGGGAUGAUUAAAAUUUGACCACAAUUGUGGUUCAUUUACCUCACAGACAUGCCAUGUCCCUCUUCUAUUUAUAGGCUAUGAUCAUCAUGAAUUUCCUUAAAUGAUGCCCGUGGCAUCCCUAUCAAAGACCAUCUUUGUCAUCUGCUUGAAAUACAUGGCCAAAUUGUAAUCGAAUCGCAUUGCACCUUCAAUUAGUUUAUUUAUCCUAUUAUCUAUCAUUAUACCUGUCUUUAUUUUAAAAAUGACGUUCUUUCAUUUCUCGUAGGAUAUCUCAAGAUGCCUUUUAUGGGUGCAGCGUUAUCAUCAAACAUGGCCCAUUGUUCAUACAAAUCCAUUGGUUGAGCCAAAUGACUUAUUGAUUUUGGACAAAAUAAAGGAGGCAUGCUGUGUGAUAAGGGUUCGUUUACUUAUAGAACCUCUCUCUCUUUUAUUCUUUGGAAUAUUGUGCUUAGAAGUCAUUUUUUGUUUUAUAAACCAGCAACCAUUAUUGAACUAUUUUUUACGGUAAAUUUAUCUUUCAUUUUUGUUAUUUUAGUCGAUUUAGUUUCUCAUACAUCUUCGAUUUCCUCUUGUUUAUCCAAAAAUUACCAACACCUUCAUCUGUUAUCUCUCACCCUCUUCCUUUUUUCAAGUUUUUAGGAGGAACAAAAUAAUUUUGUAUUGGUGCUGGUAGCACACACUUACUCAUAUUUCCUGAGAAAAAUACUUAGACGACCGUUUUGACGAAACUAAGUCUCAGGGCAGCCGUAUACCAUUUUAUUUUUUCCGUUGUCUUAUUUUCCAAUUACAGGAAGGGGAUGUGGAUGGUAUGGCUGUACUUCAUUCUAAUGAGGAAGCUAAGUCUGGAUCUUUCAAUAUCAGACUAUCUGCUCUCAAUGUAUGCGUUAGUUUUCUAAUGCUCAAUUUUCACACUCACUGUCUUCAAUUUCAAAAAUAAUUUAGUUUUCUAAUGGGAUUUAUCUGUUGCGUUGUUGUUCUAAUUUAUGAAGGUGUACUAUGAUGCCUCAUUAAAUAAUAUUAUAUGAUUCGUCAGAUUUUGCAUACUCCUUCAUGAGUGUUGACUAUUAUGUCGUCUCCUUUUCCCCAUUUUUAAUUAUUAUCUAUGUUGCUUUUGUCAUUUCAAUGAUUGAUAGCGCUUGACCUGAAUUUAUAAAAAAAAUUAUGAUCGUCCACAUUCUAUAUCAUAAUGAGACACAUUCAGGGGGUACUUCGAAAAAUAAUGUCAUGCUUUGUACAUGAUAUUUGCAGUUACAAUAUCAGAAACAUUGUAGAAGUACUUUGGAAUUCCAUUGAUCACUGAUUUAGAGAAUAUGCGCAAUCUACUUGCUAUUUGACUAUUGAUAAAGUAUCCAUAAGAGCCCCUCCAAGAUAUUUCACACUAUGAAGGUAUUUCAGUGUACAUCAUUAAUCAUAUUAUUCAUGUCUAAUUGAUGACUUUUUUACUUGAUAUUCCUGGAUUUUUGAACUACUAACUUUAUUAAGGUUCAAUUUCGAGUUUUUUUGGAUUUCAUAUUGACUUUUCCCCUGAUGUAAUUGAAACUUGGGAAAAGUUAUCGGAUAACACAAUUUUAUAUGACUAGAUGAUCCUUUCAGUGCUCUUUUUUAGACGAGUAAGUCAUGAUAACUAGAGAAAGAAGUGUGACAUACAAGAAUAUACUAGUUCAAUGGUAGAUGAAAUUCUUGAGCGAUAAUGAAGCUGCGUAAGAAUCAUCGAAACUUGAAAUUAGACAGCUUUUAGGACAACUGGUAAUGGUUGUUGUGGGAAAGAAAAUAAAGGUCUAAGGAAAUAAUCUGCUUGGCAACUUGGAGUAAACAUGCACCUAUUCGAUGGAUAUGGGAGAAAGGGUGACAAGUCAAGUUUAUUUGUGGACGAAAAGCUAAGAACUCUUUGUCAUCGUACUUGUUCAGUGGCCAAUGGAUCUCAGGAUCUCAACAUGGCAUCCUUGAUGGAAUUCUCUCUUUCUAGUUAAUUAACUCGUUAUGUAUCCUCUCAUAUCCGUGAGGGAAAUUAUUACUUAUAUGGUUCAAAUAAUAAUGUAACAUUUCAGAGAAUUUAGUGGUUGUGUUGUCUACACAGUGCCUUAAGGUCCUUCUACGAUCCUAUUAAUUCAAGAUAAUACGUAAAGGUACAAUUUCCUCAUUCUCAUGUGUGAGGUGUUUGCUUCAUUUCUUGACUAACUCAGUUAUGCUCUGUAGAUUUACCAGUACGAUUUUUUAUUUAAUAUAAGACUAUGCAUUCACAGAAGCAUAAAUUAUACUACUGUUCUUUGUUUCUAAACAGUGUGCUCAGUACUUCAUUUAUUCUAGAUUCUGAAUGAUUUUUUGGAAGUCUAUUCAUUUGCAUAUUCUGCUGGUCAUUGUUCAUCAAAUGGGAAACCAACUUGAUUCUCUUCAAUGACAAAAAAAUUCAAGGUUUAUUCUUAAAAAUUCUAUCGACAGGUUCCACCGAUGGGAUUAUUCUAUCCGAGGAUUUUGAUACCAGAAGAAUAUCCCCCGCCUCCCCGCUCGUGGUGAUUUACACAGCUGUCAAUUUAGUGCCAUUUUUAACAUUGGAUGUAUGUAAUAUUUGAUUAGCUUGUAAGUUAUUGUUUGCCACCAGGUUCAAUGACAAUGAGGAUAUGCUUGAAGAUACAUGGCAUGUGGAGUUACCCAGAAGACCUGACUUCUCUGAGAGCUCAUUUCUUGGCAUGAAUAAUAGUCAAAUGAUGUAUGAUAACAAUUUGUUCUUUCCUACUCGCAUCAAGGAGGAGGAAAACCUUGGCCUUGCUGAGGCAAUUACUAGAAGCAUUCUUUCAGCAGGUGUGCUUUGCCUUUUCUUUGGAAGUAAAGGCUUUAUUUGUGAUCCCCAAAAUAGUUGCUUACAAUUGAUGGAUUUGCAGGACGUCUAGAGCUUCAAAGAAAGUUGUUUUGUAGCAUACAAUUGGUGGGUUAUAAAAAUAUUUUGUAGAAAUAUGACGGAAGACAUUAAAGUCUGGAUUUAGUGACGACUUUUCAAUGUUUCAGAUUGGUGGGGUAGCUUUGACUAAGGAUCUUGUUGCUGCAGUUGAAGAAAGGUACUCCCAGAGAGUUAAUUUCUAUUUUUUUAAGUUAUUUUUGUUCCCCGUGUUUGUUGCUUGGUGUUCUGGAGUUCUUAUUUCAACUUUAACAUACACUGCCUAAAGAUUUACCUCGCAAUUUCUUGCAAGCAAAUGUCUUGAACAUUUCUAACUUGAUCUCCUGUUUUUGCCUAUAUUUUUUGUAACUUGUGUUUCCUUUAUCCUCUAGUGAUGACUUUCAUUCUUUAUACCAAGGAAACAAAUAUCCUCUACUCUAGAUUGAUUGGAUUAUACUUUUAAGUGGGUUCGGCUUUUAUGAGCUGGACUAGGGUUUAGAAAAUCCAUGUCACAAUACCCGUUUGAAUUAUUACAUGGACAAUCAUUUAGAUCACAUGUAACUUAGCCUCUAGGGUUAAAGAUCGGGAUGAUUAAUGGCACAGAUCUUCCCAGAACUACCCGAGUCGUAUGCUGAUUUGCACUGAUACACAAGUACCUAAGUAGGAUCGUUUAUUAUUGUUACAUCUCAAGCUGCGAACUUGUUAUUGCCUUUUUUUUGACGAGGAAACCAUGUUAGCUCUCGUUUAAUUUAGUCUGGUACAUCAAUGAGCUAAGUUAACGCUACUUCUUCAUCAUCUAAUCGUCCCCUUGAAUGUAUGUUACGAUAUUUCUUGGCAGUGAUACUCGUUUAAUCCAACCCUUGAACAUAAUGACAUUAUGCUACACAGAGAUAUGGAGGAUCAAGAACAUUUGAAAUUACCUGACCAUGCAAGCCUCAUUCAACACGACGGCCAUAAAACAAGGAGUAAUAUAAACGAUCUGGUCCUGUAAUAAUGUUGCAAAUGUGCCAUGAAUGUUGCAAAACUCUCAUGCGAUUUUCGUUUUCCUCUCAAUAUUGUUAAUUGCUAAGGGAGGCAGUAAGGACCGGAGAACCAAAUGAUCUGAUAAAUGAAAAGGUUGGAUUUUAUAUUGUGUUCUAAACUUUGUCCAAUAUUACUUUGCUACAGAGUUUUGCAUACAAUUCCACCAAAUGAAGCCAUUGACACUGUGGAGGUUAGUUCAUUGCCUCCUUGCUACAUGCUGCAUUGCUUUGAAUGACUGAUAAUGAAAUGUAGUAUCAUGUGAUCAGCACAUUGCUGCCCAGAUAAUUUUUCAAUUAAGGGGGGUGUUUAUCUCUCUUCAUGCCUUCAAGCAUCCUCUAAUUACGACUAAACUGAUCGUUUGGUCCUUCCUUAUCAGGCAAUGUUUCUAUUUUUUUAUGCUUUCAAGGAACAACGUCCUCUACUUCAAUGCUUAUUAUAGCUGACACGUCAGUUAUUGAAUAAUAUUGGGGAAGAGAAUUGAUUUAAUGGAGCAGGCUUAUAAUGUAUGAGGUGGGGGAUGGAAAGAGUAGAUUAUGGGUGAGAGAGACAGAGGGGUGAUCAUAGAAAGAAAAAGUCAGGUACUGAUCACAUAAUGAGAAUGGGGAUGUGCCCGCCGCCCUUCAUACUGGGACUGCAACUAACGUUUUAUCAGUGGAUUAAGGUCAAAACCUUUGCUAAUGGGCCAUGCCUGUAACACCACCCUCCCCUCCAUCUAGAUGCUCAGGGAGCUAGAAUACUUUGGACAAAUAAAUAAAAAAAAUCAAGGAAAAUGGUCCAUUUAAUUCACAUAAACGAAAUCUUUCCUUGCCCAUAAUGAGUUCAACUAAUGUCAUCAGGGUUCAGCUGAUUUGGUCAAAGUUUGGUCCACUAGUUGACAGCAGCAACCGUUUGUAACCCCUUUUCUUGCGCCGGAAUUUGUUCGUCAGCAUCUCAACAGAAAAAUAAAAAAUGAAAGAACAUGGAUUAAUUAACAAGGCUCUGAUAUGAUUUAUUUCGAAUAUAUAUACUGAUCAAGCAGUCUCCUCUCCGGUUUGUCCAUUGUAUAAUAUUAUUAGAUUUUUGUUAUCUAGGAAUCCAGUAUGUAUUAUUGGAUUAUUUGCCCUUAUUUGUUAGCUUUUUUGCUUUCAUGUGCGCGAGAAAGUCUCCUAGCAGAGUAGCUUUUAUCAUUUGAAUUUCUUUUUUGUUUUGCGCUGAACAAUAGAAUCAUGUUCGAAUGAGCAGGUCUUGCAAUCGAGGGUGGAUCCAUCGUUCGUGUCAUGGAAAGGUGGUGCGGUAAGAUUAUUCUUGGCAUCUUGUUAUUUUCGUGCAGUUCGCAUGAACCCUAAUAUUUCUCAAGCAAAUCGUGCCUGAUCACGUCUCACGUCAUUGGUCGGUCUGUUCCAACCUCCUUCAACGCGAGAGAUGACAUCAGAUCAGGCCUUAUUUCGGCUCGAGGUUUAUUUAUUAAGUAUUAAUUAAUUUCCGUUUCCUGCAUUUGCUCCUGUUGAAAAGUGAUCAACUUCUAUCAAGUUCUCCAGCCGUCUGCUCAAAUCAAUCCAACCCAAGGAAAGCCGAGUAGAGACUAGAGCACUGGUUCUUCUCACCACAUCUUCUACACCAGCUUAGGCCCGCAAGGGACCAAACCUUAACCUGAUUCUUCAUCUUUCCAAGUCAUAUGUAGUCUCUGGAAGAAAUGCGAGCGCGCUUUGCACCGUCCCCCCCAUCCAUCCAACUCUGGUUGGUUGGCAUUUCCUAAGAGCUAAUUUUUUUAAUUGCAUUAGUAGAUGCUGUUUGCUGCCACGGUUGUGUUGCCCAUAUCCAUCCAUGUUCUUAGCAUCUUCCAAGGAAAAAAAAUAAAUCCAUAUCAGUAGUGUGUGUGGCCCAGUCGGUUAAUCUGAUUUCGUCGCAGAUCCUCGGCGUUCUGGACUUCGGCCGCGAGACCUGGAUUCACCGCGAGGACUGGAUCAAGAGCGGCAUCCACAUCGGCAGCGGCAGGAAGUACAAGGACUCGUAUUAUCUCCAAGCUCAAGCGAUGGCCUUCAUCAACUCCUAA